Candidozyma haemuli is the source of this 1272-nucleotide messenger RNA. RefSeq lists its product as uncharacterized. Lineage: Eukaryota; Fungi; Ascomycota; Pichiomycetes; Serinales; Metschnikowiaceae. The transcript has a single exon. Bases 1 to 1272 code for a protein of 423 amino acids. The record is from RefSeq and is a predicted model, not a curated record.
AUGACUACUACGCCCGAAAAGACCAAAAAGCGAAUUACAUUUUCAAAGCCAAACUUUAGCAAGUUGACAGGAAGGCUCAAGCCAAAGAGCAAGGAGCAAAAGAAAUCAGACGAAGAAGUUUCAUCUGGUAAUGAGGAACCAACUGCUUCCCAGAAAACUGAAGGGGAGGCGGAAGCUGAUUCUGCUGAUAAGAAGGAGGAGAAGGAAGUAAGUGAAGAUACUGAGGCUUCCACAGAGCCUCUCAAAAUAAAGAAAACAGGCGACGGAAAAGUCAUUGAAGGAGAAGAUGAUAUGGAGCAGAGUUUGAUUUUGAGCAAGGAGGAUGAAGAGAUUCUCUCCCCAGCCUCGAAGGAGGUCGAGGAGUUUAAAGAACAGGUAGAGGAAAAGGUGAAGGAAGAGGUGGAGGAGGAGGAGGUGAACACAGAGGGUGACAAGGCCUCCGAGUCAAGCAGGUUCACGGGUACUACCGAUGUUCCAGACAACCAUUUUAAGGAAUAUGCUGAAAAGCUUGAGGAGAAUGAGGAGAAUGAUAAGGAUUCAGAAGUCUGGGGGUCUGGAUAUCAGAUUAACAUGGACUUUGAUGCUGAUACUAAUAACGAUAAUCUUGACAAUGAGCUGCAGCAUAGUGUAUCGCCAUUCGGCAGCAAUGAACAUUUCAAGCCCACUGGUGUUGUGGACGAUACUCAGGUUGAAGAAGAGGAAGUUUCAAAAAUGGAUGUUUCUUCUAUGCUUCCAAUCUCUGCCCAGAGGAAGCUUGCUGCAGAGAAGGCCUCGGAAUUGACUUCAUUUUCGUCCUUGGAGAGCCUGUCGUCGAACAUCAAGAAGCAGACUAGCGCUGGUGACGAAAAAGAGGACAGAAUUACGAUGAAGGUGGUUGACGUUGGCGAUAGAGUUAGAGUCACUAACCGUGGUCAGCACACGUUUGUGGUCAUGGAUAGCGAGGUUUAUGAUGAUCGGGAAGAGGCAUUGAUGCGUCUCCUUGGAGAUUCCAAAUUCUCUCAUUUUGACGAGUCUUACUCAAGAGGCAACUCGGACAAGGAAGGAAAGAGCAGCCUUUCUUCUACUCCUUCCCGUGUAUCAGUUAAGGCGAAGGUUGAGAACAAGUCCAGACCAUCUCUGGAAGCUACAACGGUGGAAGACAAUGCGCUGGUCAAACUGGAAAAGAAGGUGGAAGAGAAGCCCCUCCAGAAGAGACUGAAACUGACGUGGCGUAUUUGGAAGAAGAAGGAGAAGCCUGCCACAGAGAAGCCUGCCACGGAAGUUGAAGAGUAG